AGUCAGUUCCCUUGCUGCUCUUGGUAUCCUACACCUACAGCAGCAACACGGCAAUGCUUCGAAAAGGCGAGGAGACAUUGGUGCGAGUGGAGGAAGCGAUGAACAAAAUGGUGGUCGUGUCAAUAAAAAUUGGCGAAAGAACUCUACGAGGAGUUCUUCUCGACUCUGACAGGAAUUCUUUGAUUAGCGAUGAAAACGGCGCAACAAGAAAUACUUUCUAUUCUAGUGCUAUAGAUAGCAGCGAUUACAGUGCAGAACCAGUUGCAACAAAGAAUGCCGCAAAAGGUACCACUUGCGGCUUGCAUUCAAAAAGUAGAAAUACCGGAGCGAAGCAAAAGUCGAUUACAAAGCUGCGGAAACAGAAACUUGGGCGACCAAGAAAGGGGAAGAUAGCAAAACUGCAAGAAGCACAGAGCAAACGGUUUCGGUCGUACGAUAAUCAUUUCAUCAAGCAGACAGAAGGCGGAGGUUUGCCAUUCCCUAGCGUGAAGGUGUCCACACAAAAUGGUUCAGGAAAUCUGCUAAAAUCGGCUGAUGCAAAUGAAAUGAUAAUGAAACCUACGGAAGUGAUGCGGUCUGUUCACGGAGAUGGAAACCAGCUAUUUUUUCAUGCAAAAACCAAUUCACCAUUCCAUACCUCUCCAGAUAUUUCUCAUUCUGCUACCUCUCCUCAGAUGAAGUCAAUGGCAAUGGUAGAUGUACCUUUGUCGUUAGCAGAAGAGGACUCUAAUGUUAUUCCUAAUUGCCACUACGUUCGACAAGUCGCAAGCCCUCAACGACUCGAAAACGGUGAAGAAACAGAAAAGACUGACCAUCCCCAAAGUGAACAAUUUACUUCACCGAAAGUGAACAUUGAAACAGUAGCAGAGUCAUUGUUUGUUGUCACUCCAACAGACAGUUCAGAUGGAGAAAUAUACACCACAGACGUUCAAGUUAGUGUCACUCAGGAGCGUCAAGCAUCAAAUAGCACACAAUUGAAGUCUUUGCAAACAAACAUACUGAACUUUUCACAUUUCGACGAGCCAUUUUUACAACUUGCGAUCACGUCUGAUCGUUUGCAGAAUGAGCACAAAAUAAACAGACAAACAAUUUCGAAAUCAAGAAAAUCAAACAAAAAGAGAAAACGUGGAAAGAAGUACGAUCUACAUUCUCAAAGAAGAAAACAGCGACGUACUCAUUCUCACGCUAUCACUACAAGUGAAGAAGAGGAAGCUCUGUUCGAAGCUCUCUGGGUCUCGAAACGAGAAGCUAGCACUAAAAAAUAUGCAAAUUGUAGUACAAGGCAAAGGCAUCACUCUACUAAAAGUUGUAGAGAAACGGAUUGUCAAUCAUAUCGCUUCAGAAUCAACGACAUUGUUUGGGCCAAGAUGGUAGACCGUCCAUGGUGGCCUGCAAAAAUUUUGUCUUUUGAAAGAGAUGACGCACCGCUCAACUAUGGUAUUUUUAACGUUUCAAUUCAAUGGUUGGGGAAACAUUCAAGCGUAACUGAAGUACUCCCGUCUUCUUUGAUUUCACCUUUUGCGGACACUUUUCAUCAACAUUAUCUACCUGGUAAGACUGCCAGCACUUAUGUACGGGCCAUUCAAGCUGCUUUAGAUGAUACUGGCUACCGUCCACGCAAUUCAAUAUUGUCACUCGACAACGACUCCGAAAUGUGAAAACUCUAAAGUAUAUACUAUAGAGAUUAAUUAUUAGCUAAUAGAAGUAUUGUAGCAAUUAAAUAUAUUUGUUGGUUAUACGUAUAUGAUUGUAUGGUGAAUAGUACUUCAUUAGUCUGAUGAA
This is a messenger RNA of Corticium candelabrum, 1782 nucleotides long. RefSeq lists its product as uncharacterized. Lineage: Eukaryota; Metazoa; Porifera; Homoscleromorpha; Homosclerophorida; Plakinidae. The transcript has 2 exons. The record is from RefSeq and is a predicted model, not a curated record. Bases 54 to 1658 code for a protein of 534 amino acids.